Messenger RNA from Zeugodacus cucurbitae (melon fly), 1216 nucleotides. RefSeq names its product TM2 domain-containing protein CG11103 (gene amrt). The transcript has a single exon. The record is from RefSeq and is a predicted model, not a curated record. The coding region runs from base 35 to 739 and encodes 234 amino acids. NCBI's taxonomy places the organism in Eukaryota, Metazoa, Arthropoda, Insecta, Diptera, Tephritidae.
CUGAUUGUGUUGUUGUUAUGUCAGUUUUACUGUGAUGUCAAUAAAUGUGUGUGCCAAUAAAUAUUGUGAUUGUGAUAUAAAAGAUACAAUGGUAAUGCACAGUAAACACAUCCUUUUCAAUCCCUUAACUGUAUUAAUUGCCUUGGAUUUAAUUUCACAUAUGAGAGUGGUAAGUGCAAUCCAUGCACGCAGUGAAAAAGAAAUGCAAACAACAGCUGUCCAGUCGGUGGUGCCUAUUACUUCUCCAUCCUCUUUAACUGGUGCAUCAGCAGUAUCCACAGAUUUCAAUCCGCUUGGACCAAUGGUUAUGUGUUCGUUUUUGCCACGUGACUUUCUCGAUUGCAAAGAUCCAAUUGAUCAUGAAAACAACAAUACAGCCAGGGCAGUCAAAGGCUACGGAUGCUUACGUUUUGGAGGAUCUACGUAUGAAGAAGUAGAGCAUACUGAAGUUCUGUGCACAGUAUUUCCAGAUAUUGAUUGCUAUGGACCACGUACAUUUUUACGAGACGGUGUGCCCUGUGUUCGCUACACAGAUCAUUAUUUUGUGACAACACUUAUAUAUAGUAUUUUAUUAGGAUUUUUAGGUAUGGAUAGAUUUUGUUUAGGCCAAACUGGCACAGCCGUUGGAAAGUUAUUAACACUUGGCGGAGUUGGAGUAUGGUGGGUUAUUGACGUUAUCCUACUUAUAACAAACAACUUGCUUCCAGAGGAUGGAAGCAAUUGGAACCCUUACAUCUAAAAUAAGGAAUAUUUCCCAAAAUAUAUGUGAUAUAAUUCUAAUAAUAAAAAAAAAAUAUAUAUCCUUUCCAAUUAUUUAUACUUUAUUGGUCUACGUAACAUUAAUAAAUUUGUUGUUAAUAAUAAUCGCAGAUUUAAUCGUGUCACUCGUGAACAACAGAACAACGAUUAUUAUAUUACGUAAAGUAAGAUAAGAUUUAAUUUUGAUUUAGAUUUAAUCAGUAUAAGAAUAUCAACAAGUAUACAAAUAAAACGCAAUAACAAAUUUAAUAUUUGAGUAUGUAUAUAUAUGUAUAUUGUUGUUUAUUUUUAAUUAUUUCACAUAAACAUAUGGGAGGAUCUUAAGAUAUUUUUAAUAUUUUUCUAUAUAUUACUUAAGAUAUUUAGUUAUUAUCAAUCCUUGGAAUACCUGCAGAUAUCGCGCUUUCGAUUCCACAGUGAUCUUCACCACGCAAUAUCUUAAAGUAUCCAUUAUUUC